Molecule: messenger RNA, 1509 nt
Organism: Exophiala xenobiotica
Lineage: Eukaryota; Fungi; Ascomycota; Eurotiomycetes; Chaetothyriales; Herpotrichiellaceae
Exons: 2
Coding region: 1-1509 (502 amino acids)
Biological process (GO): regulation of transcription by RNA polymerase II
Cellular component (GO): nucleus
Source: RefSeq, a predicted model, not a curated record
AUGGCAGCUGAGGCCAGCGUCUGCGGUCAUGAAGGCUGUCAGAAGUCUUUCACUAAAGCGAAAUUGUUGGAAGCACACAAGAAGACCGACCAUCCGGAGCUGUAUCCUUUCGCAUGCGACGAGACCAAUUGUGAUUAUCGUACAGAUGCACAGAGAAGUCUUCGGGAGCAUAAGAGAAACAGCCAUGGUGUAGUGCAAUAUCCUUGCGAGGUUUACAACUGCGACAAAGACAGUGCUAAACUUGACCACUACCGACGCCAUCUUCGUACCAUACACAAGGGCAAUAUGCCAUGCACCUUUCCUGGCUGCAGCUUCCUAUUUGGCUCUCAGGUUGACCUUGACCAACAUAGUCCCGUUCACCAGGGAGCCCAACCACACGCCUGUGCCGCACAAGGCUGUGGUCGAUCCUUCGCGAACGUUGCCGCACUCCACACCCACGAAGUCAAUGAUCAUGGCCGAAGCUUGUGUCUGGUUUGCCCGAAAACUGUCAAAACCUUUGCUUUGCUGCUGCUUCAUGCCGAGUGCCACAACGGUAAUGUCGGAUGCAGCAAUUGCAACAUCACAAAGGCGCCAAAGGCGCACUGGACAAAAGCUCAUGCAUACACCACCAUACCUCUGACGGCCGAACUAGUCUAUCGGAGUAGUGGAAGCAAUGCAAACCUUGCGGUCCAAAAUAUCCAACAAACAGCUUCUCAGCCAUCGCAAUCGGCUCCUUUGACCGGUACGAAUCCCACUCAAGUCAUUAGACAACCGGCUUCGUGGAUAUCCACAUUCGCCAGCCAAUUCCCUGCUCGCAUCAAUUCAAUCCGAACCACCAAUUUAGGUUCUGUCCAUAAGCAAGCACCGUCGGACUCAGCAAGAUCAGAUGCGACUGCACUCCUCUCAUGGUCAAAUGCUUUGUACUCAUUGCCAUCAAUCAGUACUGUCUUGGAUACUUCGAGUGCGGUCCUGGCUACAGUCAAGAAGCUCCUCAGAGCCAGCUCUCUUCGCCAACUUGACGUCGAGGUUACUGUUAAAGCCUCUGCGGCUGGCAAGAUCUUGGACAGUAUUACUCUGAUCAUGAACGGGCAAUCUAGUGUAUUCCACUUGGGACGCUUCAUGGUCGGCGCUGAGCAUGAUGAUCGAUUUGCAUCGUAUCUGCGUCGCCUUGCUGAGAAGGCAGACUCUCCGCCCUCGAAGCUGAAGGCUACUGAGCAUUUGUGGUUACUGCGUGGAGCCUUUUCUCUUGUUGCUGAUGAUCUCAGCAAACAGCCAGAAUCUUCCUCGAAUGCCCUGAUCUCUCUACCAAUUCCCAGACUGGACCGCGACCAGAACGGACAGUUGACGUGUUAUGUUCCUCUUUGGGGAUACGGCAGACCAACGGAGACCAGCAAAGCAAACGAGACUGAAUGGAACGCACAAUGGGAGCUCGACGUGGACACUAUGCUGAGAUGUCAGCCUAUCCGGCCACUGUACGCUGAAUCCGUCAACUGGUUGCAGUCAAGCGUUGCACAGACGGUUGACCCAUAG